GCCGUCACCCGAAAGGCUGAAUCUCUAACACCCUCUCUAAAUACGCGCUUUCCAAGUCAACGGUCCAGAUCUACCCUCAAAAUUCCUCGACCCCCCUCAUCCACCGUCCAAUCUGGCCUCUUAAUCUCCCCAAGCGUCCUUCGAGAACUCUAAAACCCUAACAUACUUCUUUACUCUCUCUGUAAACCCUAGGCUAUUUUACCGUCUCCUCUCGGGUUUCUAGGGUUUCGAAUUGAUGACAAUGGAGACUUCCUCAUCGAAUUCUGCGCCCAAUUUCUCGCCGGAGUCGACGAAGUUGUUCGUUGGAGAGAUUGACGGGAGCUUUAAGGAGGAGGAGAUUAAGGAUUACUUCACCAAGUUUGGGGAAGUGAAGGAGGUUGUUGUGGUCAAGGAUAGGGUCACUGGUAACGUUAGAGGCUUUGGGUUCGUUGAGUUUUUGGACCCGGAUUCGGUCGAAAAGGCUCUCAAGGAGAAGGAGCAUGCUAUUGGCGAGCGCAGGGUAGACGUGAAAAGAGCCAGACCAAGAGGUGAACAACGCCGGAAUUACCAAUCCCCCCGGUACCAAUACUCACUCCAUAGCGAGCAUGAAAAUAGUGGGUUAAACAACAAUGCUGCUAACAGUUACUAUACCAACGAAAAUCCUGCCAAGUUAAAGAAGAUUUUUGUAGGUGGCCUCUCCUCUAACAUUACAGAUGAUGAGUUCAAGACCUACUUCGAGAAGUUUGGCAAGAUAGUUGAUGCUGUGAUUAUGUACGAUAGUUCUACUCAACGGCCAAGAGGCUUUGGUUUCAUUACUUUUGAUUCAGUGGAGGCUGUAGAUACUGUGCUGCAGAAGAAGUUCCACAUGUUGAACAAUAAGAAUGUGGAGGUAAAACUUGCAGUGCCCAAGGGCAGCAAUAACCAAACCAACUUUAGUGACUCCGAUGGUAAUUUGGAUGGUGGGAGAGGGUUUGCUGGUAAUAGUCACCAAAGAGAUUAUUAUCCAUCUUACACCCCUAAAUAUGGGUUUUAUCCGGGAUAUGCACCACCGCCUGUUCCAGGUUUUUUUUAUGGAGCAGCUGGAUACGGUGGUGGAUAUUUACCUUAUGGUGGAAUAAGUUAUGGUGCACCAUAUGGAAGAAUCCCUUGGAAUGGGCAAGUAAUGAUGGGUGCGAGGAGGAGUCCCGUUCCUUAUGGCUACGCUAAUGUAGGUUUUGGUGGAUAUACCGGCAUGGCUAAUGUUGGAUAUAAUGGCUAUACAUUGUCCAGUAAUGAUAAGUCGAACUUAACUGACGAUGAUGUUAGGAUAACAGAUCAUUCUAGUGGAACAGAGGAGGUUGGAAGUGAAAAGUUGGAAAAUCAACAAGUCUCCUGAUUGCUAACCGGAAUCCAUCUGUAACUGCCAACUGGAUGCGAGUCUCUAGCUCUCUCACUGUUUGUAGUUGACAAGCUGGGAUGACUGAUCCACCAAGCUCAUUGAUAACAAAUCUGUAACUGCCGAGUGGAGGCUUGCUUUUCCCCCAAAUAUUGCUCAUUAAUAAUGAACCUUACAUCUAUCUACAAGGAUUAUGAACCGGUUGUUUUUAUUUUAUUUAUUUUUUAUUUAUUUUUAAAGAUUAAUUUGCUUGACUCAAGCAAUUCGGCGAUUGGGGUGGAUAUCUUGCACCUUUUGACCAAGUUGUUAAUGUCAGUUAUGCUUGUUUGAAAAUUGAAUAUCUGUCAUGAUCUUUGUUUUCUUUUAAGCCAAGAUAAUGUUGGCUUACAUUGAUUUUGAUCAAGUCAAUAAUGGCUUCGGGAAGAACUGUAGGUGACUGAAAUGAUGUGUUUUGUG
Asparagus officinalis (garden asparagus) is the source of this 1810-nucleotide messenger RNA. Its product is annotated as RNA-binding protein Musashi homolog 2-like. The transcript is spliced from 4 exons. Gene Ontology annotation, molecular function: RNA binding. The record is from RefSeq and is a predicted model, not a curated record. NCBI's taxonomy places the organism in Eukaryota, Viridiplantae, Streptophyta, Magnoliopsida, Asparagales, Asparagaceae. The coding region runs from base 236 to 1354 and encodes 372 amino acids.